AUGGCGGGCCAGAAUGGUAUGAAAACUCGGCGCCCCGUAGGGAAGCAGCAAGAUAUUGGGCCCGGGGAUGCGCCCGCAUCUUCGCUUAUCCCGACUAAUCUUGCACCCCAUUUGGCACCUGGAACCGACCGCGAACAUGGCAUUGAUCGCGAGACCUUCUCACAAUUACGCCGGGAAAUCCUCGGCCAAAGCGAGAAUGGCCAAACAAACCUUGACAAUAACGUCCAUGAUAUCUACAAUCUAAUAUACGUGGUGGUCAAGGCCGGGCUUGAGCCGUCCCUCAAACCUCAAAAUGUGAGGGCCUCGGGGGAGGAUCUUAUUGGCCAGACUCUCGACUGCCUUGAUAUCAUCCGCCUUGCAAUACAGAGGGCACCUGUUGUUCUUCAUGAGAAUUCAAAACCAGAGAUUCUAGGGAAGACUAUCCCUGAGUCACCAUUGUUUGUGUGGCUUCUGUCACCCCUUCUGUCUCUCCUUUGCUCUUGGGAUGAGAGAAGCAUACAAGAUAAGGUCUGCCAGGUCGUGUCUAUGAUAUACAGCGCCCAAUUCAAAAUUAUUCAACUAUGCUACUCAGCAAAAUCAAUAUCUCGGUUCCUCCAGGCCUGUAUCGGGGUUGAUCUCUCAUUACCUGACUCCAGAGCAUCUUUACUGCGCGAAAGUUUUAAUCGUGGCCUACACUUUGAAGUAAGGUUAUGGAAGGCAGUUUUUGAAUGGCUCGAAAUAAACACAGUUCCUGAGGAAGAGCCGAGGCUGACCGGCCUCUUGGUUGAAUUUGUCUCCUUUUCUCGAAAGCUAUGUUCAUAUGCUAUCCGGCUAAGUUCACGCAUCGACCAGAAGGUGCUGCAUAUAUUGUUCCAAUGUGGGGUUGACCUCCUAGUCUCGGAAACAUUGAAGAGGAGCUUUGAGUUGCAGCAGGUCUUAUCUGAAUUUCUCACUGAAGUUAUUCGAUUGAGUCAGCUGUUUGCAGGAAUAGAAGAUCUCGUUGAGGACCUUUUCUUUCACGCCCUAUCUGAUCUUAAGGCUGAUACUGAAGCUUUCCAAGCCCUACACCAGUCGCUUCAGCAUGUCGUCCUGAGGGUGAUGACUGGGGAACACCGGGCAAAGUUAGCAUCUAAAGUACCGCGACGUAUUGGGUUAUGUGAUAAAGAUAGGGGAUCUACUAGUCGCUCAAAUGGACCACCUGGAAAUGGGACAACCGCGACUGGAGCAUUAGAUCCUGCAAAUGAAAGAGCGCGAAAACGACUUCGCUUAUCCGAUACGCAGGAUGCGGAUGUUGAUUCAGAUCUUCCAAAUACUAUAUCUAACACUAUUUAUAGCGCACUUGGUACUUUCCCCGCAAAUGGACUCGAGGACUUAGAUGAGGAUUCUCUACACGAAUUCGCAAACUUAUCCCCCAACGAUAAAUGCAAUACAAUUGCAAAUCUGGGAAGGCUAGCCUGUGCCUGGGCAAACAAUCUAAAGGGAGAAGAGUAUGGCAAUAUCUCAGGUCAAAUUUUUACGUGCAACUUUGGGCAUUUGAGGGACAUUGUCGAGGGGAUUCUUCCGAAAAUCCAUGACUCGGGGAGGUGCAGAGUCUCCGCAUUGAUUGCCAUUCGAAAUAUCAUGAAUCAUGACCCGAUGGGCAAGGAUGAUAGGCUAGGGGUAUCCCCAUUUGGAGAAUAUUGUCUUCAGUCCCUCAAAAGUUCCAUUAGAGAAUUGCGGAUAGCUGCUGGAAGGACGAUGGCGUCUUUUCUAAGGGGCCCCCGUAGCUCGGAUAUUCGCCGCAACAAUUUUGUUGUAGCUUUAGAAUAUUUGCACAAGAUUUUCGAGAAGAACGAGCUAUUUAUGCAGGAAACAUGCGUUAUGGCCCUGCGGCGAGUUGCUGAGAUUUCUGGUGAUGAAGAAAUGAAUAUCGUACUCCUUCGGAUGCUCGAAUAUCUAGGCCACGCCAACCCAUUCAUUAGCGCUGUAGCUUAUACGGAGAUAUCUAAAUUAGCCAAUUCCUUGAAAAUGACUCCUGCGGCACUUUUUAGACCCUUCUGGAGGACACUCUCUGUCCUGGUCGUCAAGAAUUUCCACGCUCGACCACAAAUGGCAGAUCAAUUAUGCGAUCUACUUGGGAUGGAGGUUAACGGAUUUUUACGACUAACUACAAUCCAUACCUUACCAUACCUUGUACUAACGAGGAAGAAAGAUAUCAUCACACGUAUUGCCAUGACUCACGACAAGAAAUCAGUUUCUGAAUUAAUCAAGACCAGAUCCAAUCUUGCGUCAAUCCUUGCUCUCUUGCUCGUCCAGCCUCUUCCUAACCCCGAGACAGCGAUUCCAUCGAUUCUUAAAGAACUGUCUGUGAAAUUUAAUGAUCCCACUCUUUCCAAGUUGGUUCGGUCUGAAUGCGUCCCAAUAACAUGCGAGCUACUACGGGGGCUUGGUGAUUCUGGCGAAGGGAAGGGCUCAAAGUAUAAUGACGCCCUUGAAUAUAUUGCAUCCAUUACCCCGCGGCAGGAUGGCAAUGCAGUGGCUGCAAAAGCAGAUAAUCUAGCUGUCUUUAUCGAAGAGCACGUCCUAGGAGUGGUUACAGAAUUCGUUCAUGUCAUUAAUGAUUUUCAAAUUCUACAACCGAUACCAGAGAAGAAACGAGAUAUUGUUGCCAUGGGAGAAAUGAUAAAAAUUGCGAAAGGGAAUAUCAGCAUUGCGUUGCCACAGAUUUGCGCCUGUUUGCGGUCCGCCCUUGAUGCGGAUGAGCUUCGUGACCAUGCAUUCGCGACAUGGAAUAUUAUGAUAUUCGCUCUCAACGAUGUCGACCUUGAGCCAUUGAUUGAUCAAACUUUUGCAAUUAUUCUGAAAUACUGGUCUGUUUUAUCUGACAAAAGCAGAGAAAGUGAAGUGGAGCUGGUAGAUUACAUUCUUAGUGAUCACGAAAACACGGUCAUUGCCGUAUCGGAGACCCUUCCGUCUCUAGCAUCGAUACCUGAACUCGCAGAACAAGACAAGGCCAUCGAGAAAGUCAAAAAUGGUAUGGAUAUUCGAAGCAACUUCGUGGCCCUAUGCCGACGGUGCCAAAGUGAUAAUUUUGCAGUCGUUGAACGAGCCAUGGUUGAAUUUUUGGCAAAUCUCGUCAAACACGAAGAGUUUAUCCAUCGUUCUGUGUUUAAUGAACAACCGAAUAAAAGCCUUGUCGGAAAGGUAACACGAACGCUAUUGGAUUGCUGCGUCAAAUAUAGCUCAAGUUCUCCAAUGAUAGUCUCGCUUUCAGCGCAGUGUCUGGGCCACAUAGGCUGUCUCGAUCCCAACCGUAUUGAGUCAGUCAAGGAGAAAAAGGAUAUAGUCGUUUUGUCCAAUUUCGAGAGGUCAGACGAAACCCUCGACUUCAUUAUAUUUUGCUUGCAAAAUAUUCUUGUCGAUGCCUUCCUGGCUGCAUCUAACAGUCGUACGCAAGGCUUCCUUGCUUAUGCUAUGCAGGCGCUCUUGACCACUGGUAACUUAAGUACCGCCGUUCCUCCCCGGUCCCAGGAUCCUCAAUCUAGCGACUUAUAUCGUCGCUGGCUGGACCUCCCAGAGCUCUCCAGAAAUACAUUGACCCCUUUCCUCAACUCCAAGUACUCUGUCACAAUCGGUGCCAUCAGCACAUCUUGUUGCUAUCCUCUAUUCUCUCCUUCAUCAAACCACUCCGAAUGGUUAAGGACCUUUGUUCUUGACAUGCUUCAAAAAGGCAAAAGCACAAAUAUUCAAAUAAUUUUUAGCGUUUUUAGCCGUAUCAUUCGGACCCAGGAAAAAUCUAUCUCUGUCUUUUUACUCCCAUUUGCUGCUCUCAAUGUCGCAGUAAGCGCCAUAGACGAGGAGCGAGAGCAUCUAAAAGGAGAGCUUACCAACAUUUUGGAAUGCCCCCUGCCCGAACAUAAGGGGCCAGAGCGCGAAAAUUUGAUUUUAUUUAGCGAGAGCGUGUUCACCGUUUUAGAUUACUUGUCUCGCUGGCUACAGGGAAAGAAAAAGGAGUACACGAGUAUCACUUCUAUCGGUAACCACGCCAGCCGCAGCCAGAAAGAAACACUUGCGGAAUCAACUGCGCAGAUAAAGAGAGUGGAGCAGCUAUUGUCCUGCAUACCAGCUGAAAUAAUUUCAAAGAGGGCGGUUGAAUGUAAGUCGUACGCCAGGGCACUCUUCCAUUGGGAACAAUAUAUACGGCAACAAAAAUCACGACCAGAGACAAAUGCUACUCAGCUUGAAUCGCUUUACCAAAGGCUGCAAGAUAUAUAUACCCAGAUUGAUGAGCCCGAUGGAAUCGAAGGCAUAUCGUCCCACCUCCACGUUCUUGACCUUGACCAGCAGAUCUUAGAACACCGAAAUUCAGGUCGAUGGGCUGCUGCCCAGAGUUGGUACGAGUUGCAGUUAAAUAAAUCGCCCGGGGAUAUCGAUGCCCAACUCAAUUUGCUGACGUGCUUGAAGGAAUCUGGACAGCAUGGCGUACUCCUCAAUCAGUUUGACUCCCUGAAAAAGAACGAGGCAAUAGUACCAAAGAUGCUCCCUUUUGCCAUUGAGUCUGCAUGGGUAACAGGCAAAUGGGGAAAGCUAGAGAAGCUUACUUCAGGCCCUCGCAAUGAGAUCACGGCGGACUUCAAUAUUGGAAUCGGCGCAGGACUUGUUGCAUUUAGCCAGGGGAAACAGGAAGAGCUGGAGAAAAUCAUUGACGAGCUUCGGUUGAAUACUGCAAGGGGCUUCACACCGAAUUCUGUCGCAACUUUCCAAGCCAGCCAUGAUAGCACCCUCAAAUUACACGUCCUCACAGAAAUAGAUCUCCUAACCUCGGGGUCUUACGCUAAUUCUUCGAAUGAUCGAACUGCACUUUUCAGUAUUUUGGACCGUCGUUUAGAAAUGCUGGGUGGUUGUAUUUCGGACAAACAGUACAUACUUGGAAUAAGACAGGCCAUAAUGGAUUUGUCUCCUACAUAUGACGAGUUAGAAGUUGCAUCCGUAUGGCAACGUAUUGCACGAUUGGCGCGGAAGGCAAACUGGACAGAUCAAGCUUUCAAUGCAGUGCUUCAUUCCGCACAGCUUAACGAUAAAUCGUCCACAAUAGAAUAUGCAAGACUACUGUGGAAAGAGGGUCAUCACAGAAAGGCUAUUCAAACCCUGGAAGGGGCAAUUGCCGCCAAUGCCUUCGGCUCGUAUGACCGCACCGGUGGCGGUGAUCACGCCGUUCCUGUUCCUAUGGAUGGUCAUAAACAGAACAUACUAAUGGCUAGGGCUCAUCUUUUACUCGCCAAGUGGAUGGACAGCGCCGGACAGACUCAGUCAGAAGUCAUCAUCUCAAGAUAUCGACAGGCUAUCAAUUACUACUCAAAGUGGGAAAAGGCACAUUACUACUUGGGUAAACAUUAUACUAAGAUAUUGGACUCCGAAAAGUCCAAACCCCUGGGAAAAGAGGGGCAAAAAUAUCUUAGCGGCGAAGCCUCAAAGUUGAUCAUCAACAGUUAUCUCAGAUCUCUUGCAUACGGGAAUAAAUACGUUUUCCAGACUCUGCCUAAAGUUCUAACUCUAUGGCUAGAACAUGCCGCAGCUGUCGAUCAACCAUUUGACCCAAAACGAGGAGACAAUGAGGAUUUCCAAAGACAUAAUAUGUCGCAGCGAAAGAAGAACCUGGACGAGAUGCACUCCCAGCUCAAAAAAUAUACUAAUCGAAUCUCGCCAGCAUUGCUCUUUACAAUUCUACCUCAAGUGGUGGCCCGUAUAUGUCAAUCAAACGCGACGGUUUAUAAUGCACUUACUUUGAUGAUCGUGAGGACUGUGGUUGCAUUUCCACAACAAGGGCUAUGGACAGUGCUUGCAGUACUGAAGUCUUCUUCAAAAGACCGCGCCUCUCGUGGAAUCGCCAUCCUCCAGAAGAUAACAACGUUCCGUGCUUUUCCUCCUGAUACCGUAACUAUUGAAGCCGUCCUAGAUGAAGCUCUGGUCCUGAAUUCGCUACAGAAGCCGCGUAAGAUAAGCAUACGUGGAUCAGAUGGCAAAAUUUAUAGUCUUCUAUGCAAACCGAAGGACGACCUCCGCAAAGACCAACGGUUGAUGGAGUUCAACAGCAUGAUUAAUCGGUUCCUCAUGAGGGAUCUAGAAACAAAUAAACGCCGCCUGUAUAUAAAAACAUACGCAGUCACCCCCUUGAAUGAAGAAUGCGGCCUCAUCGAAUGGGUUGACAAUCUCAGGACUCUCAGAGAACUUGUGAUCAAACUUAAUAAGGAGCGAGGUGUCACCCCAAAUUACUCCGAAAUACGCAGAAAUUUAGACGAGGCAUGUUCAGAUGAGUCCAAGCUCCCAAUAUUUACACAGAAAGUGUUAGCAAGAUAUCCACCAGUCUUACAUGAAUGGUUUGUCGAAACUUUCCCUGAGCCGGCCACAUGGUUCGCGGCACGUUUGAAAUACACUAGAUCUAGCGCCGUGAUGUCUAUCGUUGGGUAUUCGCUCGGGCUUGGUGACAGACAUGGAGAAAACAUCUUAUUCGAAGAGGGCACAGGGGGCAUUCUACAUGUCGACUUUAAUUGUCUUUUUGAUAAGGGGCUAACAUUCGACAAACCUGAAUUGGUUCCAUUCCGAUUAACACAUAAUAUGACUGAUGCAUUCGGGGCAUACGGGUAUAAUGGUCCUUUCCGGAAGACUUGCGAGCUCACCUUGGAUCUUCUUCGGCAAAAUGAAGACUCUCUCAUGACUAUCCUUGAAACCUUCUUGCACGACCCGACAACAGAUUUCAUUGGCAAAAAGAAGCGAUAUAAUCCUCGUGUCCCAGAUACGCCUGAGGGUGUCCUUGAACUUGUCCGCAACAAGCUUCGUGGUCUCCUCCCCGGAGAAUCUGUCCCGCUCUCGAGCUUCUCCUCCUACGACGCGGUGGACUGUCUCUCCGCGGACGUCUCGUACGCGGUGGAGUUUGUGACGGUGACCUUGAAGAGUAGGAUGGAGAUCGGGCCCGGCCAGCUGGAGACCUUGACCUUGACACUGACCGUGGGCGAUAUAUGUCGUGUCGGUCAGUACCACGGCCGCCCCGGAAUCUCCCGCGGGGAGGAGGUGAGCGAUAUCGUGAAGAAGACGGAGGCGGCGGUCUUCCCGAGUCCAAGAAAGCUGCUGAACCACGACCAAAUCCUCCUCCAUACCUUCCGUUCCCAUACUCUGGACGGGGCGGCCUGGUUGCAGGGGGCGGAGAGCGCGAAAAUGUGCGACGUGGGAGAAUUAUAG
Molecule: messenger RNA, 7194 nt
Organism: Arthroderma uncinatum
Lineage: Eukaryota; Fungi; Ascomycota; Eurotiomycetes; Onygenales; Arthrodermataceae
Product: kinase rad3
Exons: 28
Coding region: 1-7194 (2397 amino acids)
Biological process (GO): telomere maintenance; protein phosphorylation; DNA damage checkpoint signaling
Cellular component (GO): nucleus
Molecular function (GO): protein binding; protein serine/threonine kinase activity
Source: RefSeq, a predicted model, not a curated record